AUGGCAUCCAACACAACUUCUUCCGUCUCUUCCAUUCGCAAAGUCAUUUCCUUUGCAGGCGGUCUCCUAUCACAAAUACCAAUAAUCAAUAAUCCUUCAUCUGCUUCAUCGGCCGUCGCAGCUCCUAGACCCUACAUACCCUUUGGAAAUGCACCGUCAUGUCCAUCAACCUCUCCUCUCUCCUGCCACAACAGCACCGCCGCUCCCGAUUCUUGCUGCUUCGUCUAUCCCGGUGGCCAACUUCUCCAGACUCAAUUCUGGGAUUACAGUCCUGCAAUAGGGCCUGUUGACAGUUGGACUCUUCAUGGUCUUUGGCCUGAUCUCUGCGAUGGGUCCUAUCCCACAUAUUGCCAUAGUACUCCCCAAUACCACAACAUAACCUCCAUCCUAACCGCCGCAUCCCAAACUGAUCUUCUCGCAUACAUGCAUGAAUAUUGGCUCCCCAAUCGGGGAUCCGCCGAAACCUUUUGGGAACAUGAGAUGAACAAACAUGGAACAUGUGUAAAUACUCUCGCACCAUCUUGCUAUGGCGACAAAUACGAAGCUGGUGAUGAAGUCGUCGAUUUCUUUACGAGGGCUGUGGGGCUAUUCAAAGAGUUGGAUACUUAUAAAGCACUCGAGAAGGCGGGAAUUGUGCCAAGUUAUUCGGCUACUUACACCGAGGAUCAGAUCCAGGCGGCAUUGACUGCGGUUACUGGAAGUGAGGUUGUAUUGGGUUGUUCGAAUGGUAGAUUGAACCAGGCCUGGUAUAGCUUUAAUGUCAAAGGAAGUUUGCAGUUAGGAGAAUUUGUGGCUACGGCUCCAGCUGGAAAAGGUGGGAGAGGAACUUGUCCUAGAAAGGGGAUCAAAUACUUGCCCAAGAAGAAAUAA
Molecule: messenger RNA, 870 nt
Organism: Botrytis sinoallii
Lineage: Eukaryota; Fungi; Ascomycota; Leotiomycetes; Helotiales; Sclerotiniaceae
Exons: 2
Coding region: 1-870 (289 amino acids)
Biological process (GO): RNA catabolic process
Cellular component (GO): extracellular region
Molecular function (GO): RNA binding; ribonuclease T2 activity
Source: RefSeq, a predicted model, not a curated record